GAGAGAGAGAGAGAGAGAGCGCUCGCGAUGGAAGGUGCGCGAGUCCAUGUCGGAGCAGGAGAGCGGCCGUCCGUUUAAAGGAGAGCGAAGGAAAAUAAACAUAAGAGAGGAGAAGAAAAAAAAACUAAUAAAUAAAGAGUGUUAAAAGGAAAUAAAGCAUGAGAGAGUAGUAGUGGAGAGAGAAGCAGGUCACCUUGAGGAAUGGUACUUUAUUAAGCGAGCAGGGAAGAAGAAGGAGGAGAAGAAGGAGGAGAAGGAGAGCGAGGCGGUUCCGCUGGUCCGCUGCGCACCGGCUGCUGAGGCGCUCGCGCGGCGCGCAGGCAUGUCGGCAUGGCGUGCACCAGGAGAACCAAAACUUUGGUGUCGACGUGCGUGAUCCUGAGCGGCAUGACCAACAUCGUGUGCCUGCUCUACGUCGGAUGGGUCACCAACUACAUCGCCAGUGUGUAUAUUAAAGUGCCGGUGCCCGUCCCAGCCAGGAAGUUGGAGGGCGACAAGAAGGGCGAAACUCUGCGGAUUAUAGAGCGACUCGACCGCCUGGAAAAUGUCGUCAACCAGCACAUACAAGAAACCCCAGCGAAAUCAGAUGGUAAUCAGGAGGACCGGUCAUUUGCAGAUUCCUCACUCUUCAGCCACUGGGGUCAGGAUCUGAACUCUGAGAGCCGCCGUGUUGCCCUCAAGAUGUUCCAAUACUACGGUUACAACGGCUACCUCAGUGACCGCCUGCCCAUGGACCGAGCCAUCCCUGACUACAGACCAGACGGGUGUAAGAACAUGACGUACCCCUCGAACCUUCCGCAGGUCAGCAUCGUGUUCAUCUUUGUGAACGAGGCACUGUCUGUCAUCCUGCGCUCCAUCCGCUCGGCCAUGAACAAAACCCCCAGCCACCUCCUCAAAGAGAUCAUCCUGGUGGACGACAACAGCAGCAGCGAUGAGCUGAAGGAGAAGCUCCAGGGAUUUGUAGAAGAGACGAAUGCUAAAAGUCCAGGUUUUAUUAAGAUGGUUCGGCACCACAAGCAGGAGGGUCUGAUCCGGUCUCGUGUGAGCGGCUGGAGGGCUGCGACUGCCCCUGUGGUGGCUCUUUUCGAUGCCCACGUGGAGUUUAAUACUGGCUGGGCCGAGCCAAUUCUCCAGCGAAUCAAAGAGGACCGGACAAGGAUCAUCUCACCGUCGUUUGACAACAUUAAAUACGACACAUUUGAAGUGGAGGAGUAUCCACUUUCUGCUCAGGGCUUCGACUGGGAGCUGUGGUGUCGCUACCUGAACCCACCCAAGUCCUGGUGGAACCUGAACAACACCACCUCUCCAAUCAGGAGUCCUGCUCUGAUUGGCUGCUUUGUGGUAGACAGGAAGUAUUUUGAGGAAAUCGGGCUGCUGGACGAAGGCUUGGAAAUCUAUGGUGGCGAGAAUGUGGAGCUGGGCGUCAGGGUGUGGCAGUGUGGUGGCAGCGUGGAGGUUCUGCCCUGUGCCCGUAUUGCCCACAUCGAGCGCGCUCACAAGCCGUACACUGAGGACCUGACUGCACACGUGCGCCGUAACGCCCUGAGAGUGGCCGAGGUGUGGAUGGACGAGUUCAAGAGCCACGUGUACAUGGCCUGGAACAUUCCACAGGAGGACUCAGGCAUAGACAUUGGAGAUAUCUCAGAGAGGAAAGCCCUGAGGAAAAGGCUGCAGUGUAAAACAUUCAGGUGGUACCUGGUGAACAUCUACCCAGAGAUGAGGAUGUACACAGACACCAUCGCUUAUGGAGUGUUGAGGAACUCCCUAAAAAGCGAGCUGUGUCUGGAUCAAGGGCCAGACACCGACAACGUCCCCAUCCUCUACCUCUGCCACGGGAUGACUCCGCAGAACGUGUACUACAGCAGCACGCAGCAGCUACACGUGGGCGUGCUCAGCCCCACCAUCGACGACGACGACAACAAGUGCCUGGUGGAUGUGAACGGGCGGCCGAGGCUGAUCGAGUGCAGCUACGCCGCGGCCAAGCGCAUGAAACUGCACUGGCUUUUUACUCAGAGAGGCUCCAUACAAAACAGGAAGUCAAAGAGAUGCCUCGAGCUCGUGGAGAGCAACGAAAGUGAGUUUGGGUUCGAGCUCAUUGUCCAGAAAUGCUCCGGACAAAAAUGGACAAUCACCAGCAUUCUGCCUGGGAGCACCAUGUAAUGGGACGGAGAGAGAGUCGAAGACACUGGACAGCACCGAGAAGCCUGGAUGACGACGCAGAGGAAACCACAAUGCACCUGGAUGUCUCUAUUUGAACUUGACAUCAUAUGAUAAAUGUUAAACAUUUUUUAAUCCUUAUCUACUGUACAUGUGCAUACGGAUCAGCCACUGCUUGGCACCUUGGCCAGUGGAAUGUAGGUGCGUUUAUCUAAUAUUUUCUAAUGAUCAGAUAUAUAUAUAGCAGAUAUGAUAUAGCCAAGCCUAUUUCUAGUUAUCACUCAAGCUUUCACUAUAUACAUUUUUUAUAUAACUUUUUAUCAUGACACAAAACCUCAGCGAUUUUAAACCAAUUCGAUUUGCAUAAGAAAAAGUUGGACGUCGGAAUGAGUUUCAAAAUGCAUCCAGCCCCCGAUUAUUAGUGUGAAGAAGAUUAUGAUUAUAAUAUGAAAUCAUUUAAAAUAAUAAGAGGUGAGAAGAAAAUUUUAAAAAGUUGCAAAAAACAAAGGAUCAGUUAACGAUGAAAUAAUCAUAAACGGAUUAUUGUUAAGGAAACCGUGUAAAAGUAAUAUUCACAUUCUUAAACUGAUGUGUGAAUAAUUGUAUAAUAAGCCAGCAAGCUCGAGUAUGAGUUUCCCAGUAACUCAAAUUCAAAUGUUGUUUGUCACACCUAAAUUGGUAUUAAAAACAAUGAAGAUAACAAAUUAAAAUCAAAUAUUUCUCCUUUACAUCAUUGACAUUUGAGCAGUUCCCACCAUUUUCAACCAAGACUUUUAUCUACAUAUUGAAGAAAGGACAACAAAUUGAAUCGAAUCGUAUCAUAUCAGACUCAGCGAUAUCAAAUGUCAGAUCAUCACCUGAAGAAUUAAUAUUGUAUCAUAUCAUGUGAAAGCUUCAGGUUCACUCGCUCGAAUAUAAAAGCAGUGAUACUUGUUUUUACUUUGCUUUAACUUUGGAAGGAUGCACUUUUGUCUUGAGCUGCAAACAUUAAUAUGAUUCGACGUUAUUUUCGCUCAGCAGUUCAGUGUUUGCUGUGCAGAUGUCACUAGGGAGAAGGAGCUACAACGCUCUGCAACAGUCGUGCACGAAUUUAUUAAAUGUAUAAGUCCCUUCAAGUUGCUCAUGAUGUUCUGAGGCAAAACAUCUCAAUCCCUGUUUCAUAAAACUAGAAAUAGGCUUUAACUAUAUACGAUAUUUGUUAUGAAAAGUACAUAAGAAAUAUUAGAUAAACCAGCCUUUAAUACAGAUAAGAUGUUUCAGCGUGGAUGUUCUGCACAAUUCGUUUUUGUGCGAGGUAUCGUUUGGAUUUGUGUCGACUUUUGAAGGUGUCACCGGACUGGACGCAAGGUUUUUUAUUUUAAGGCGUGCAGUCCGUAUUUGCUACCGUGUAGCAGGCUUUGGCAAUGUUUCUUGCUGUAUUUCUUUCCUUCUAGUGUCUCAGGUUCGUAGGUCGAGAUUAUUUUGGAAUCGAGCUGUACAUUUCGGGGACAUGCCAAUACGUUGGAAUAUGUCUGGAUACAAAUCGACUAUUUUAUAUCUUCAUGUAAAUCUCGGUAUUUAUAAUAUAUGGCAUUAAAAUGAACAGAUGGAGAAAAAAA
This is a messenger RNA of Silurus meridionalis, 3755 nucleotides long. It is a transcript of the gene galnt18b, whose product is annotated as UDP-N-acetyl-alpha-D-galactosamine:polypeptide N-acetylgalactosaminyltransferase 18b. Gene Ontology annotation, cellular component: Golgi apparatus. The record is from RefSeq and is a predicted model, not a curated record. The transcript is spliced from 11 exons. Lineage: Eukaryota; Metazoa; Chordata; Actinopteri; Siluriformes; Siluridae. Bases 331 to 2160 code for a protein of 609 amino acids.